AUGGACGGUCCCCUUGACGUUGAUGAGAUUUGGAAAUCCCUCGGAACAUGGGGUAGAUACCAAAGAGGACAAAUGUUCCUGUGUUUAAUUGCAGUUGUACCUGUAGCAUUUCAACUCCUUUCAGUAGUAUUUUUAGUCUAUCGUCCUCCCUUUGAGUGCAAUGUGACAACAGCCAGUGACAUAUUUCCUCAUGAAGAUCAGAACAACUCUACAUAUCGAUUCGUUUACAACAAAUGUACUAUAGAUGUGUUUAGCAAUGAUACGGAUUUCAACUCCACACUCAUAACAAGUACCGACUGUGUAUCGGGAUACACGUAUGACGAGCCACGUGAUGUUUCCAUAGUAACGGAAUGGAAUUUGUUUUGCGAUGGAGGAGAGAAAGCAGAGCUAACCCAAACCUUAGUGAUUCUUGGGCAAGGAAUAGGAGCAGUGAUAUUCUCAACUUUGGCAGACAUGUACGGACGGAAACCUGUUCAUAUACUUUGUCAUAUUGCCAUGUUUGCAGUGUCGUUGUGUGCUGCAUGGUCUCCAAAUCCUGCUGUCUUUACGGCCUUGCGGUUUUUAAUAGGAGCUUUCCAGGCGGGUACUGGUUUAACAGUUGCUGUUGCGGCACUAGAAUCUCUACCAGUGAAUUCCAGAUACUUGUGGGAAAUUGCUGAUUUAAUUUGUUGGACCACAGGCUGCAUCCUCGUCGCACCUGUCGCUUACAUCUUCCGGAAUAUGUCAUGGCGCUCUAUGCAAAUUGCGUUUGCCGUUGGAUCUGCUUACAGCCUUCUUGAAUAUUGGUUUCUUGAAGAAUCGCUUAGAUGGCUUCUUGCAAACAACAAGAAAGACCAAGCUGAGAAGAUUAUCAGGAUGGCUGCUCGAAUGAACGGAAAAGACUUUAAUUCUGUGAUUAAAGCGGCUUCUACCAAGGCGAAAGAAAUGGAGACGUUUCUGUCAAACAAUAUCACACCUGCAGUAACAACGCCGACGUCCGAGGCAUGCGUGGUAAACGAUUCUAAAGAUGAUUUAAAACCCACAAAACCGGAGAAAUACAAUGCAUUUACUAUAUUCCAACACAAGAGGAUUCUACUCAACUCUCUCAUUAUUUGGUAUACAUGGACAACGAACAGUCUUGUGUAUUAUGCGUUAUAUCUGGGUUCAACGUCCCUCUCUGGGGAUCGCUACAUCAACUACUUCCUGAUGGCGCUUGUGGAGUACCCAGCUGCAGCCUCUCAGUGGUAUUCCAUUAAAAGAUACGGACGGAGAAAAUCUUGUUUGAUAUUCCAUACACUUGCCGGUGUAUCUCUAGCAGUAUCCACAGUGUGUUUAGUAUACCAAGAUGACAUUCCCGAAUUGGCAACAGUUUCUCUUGUUUUCAACUUCUUGGGAAAGUACGCUAUCACGGCCUCAUUUAGCACUGUAUUCCUUUAUACGCCGGAACUUUACCCCACUAACCUAAGGAGUGCUGGACUAGGACUUGCAUCGAUGUGCUCUCGGGCGGGAGGAAUGCUUGCCCCAUUUGCUACGUCCGUGGCUGGUGUCGUAGUUUGGUUACCAGGAGCUAUUUUUGCUGCUAUGUGUCUCCUAACGGUAUACUUGACGUCUUUUCUACCAGAAACCUCGGGCCAUGAACUUCCAACAACGAUCUCCGAACUCAAGUUGUGGUACAAAGCUAAUACGGGAGGCAGGCAGAAACCUAAACCAGUCGCAACUGCCUGA
Messenger RNA from Ylistrum balloti, 1704 nucleotides. Its product is annotated as organic cation/carnitine transporter 2-like. The record is from RefSeq and is a predicted model, not a curated record. Gene Ontology annotation, cellular component: membrane. Gene Ontology annotation, molecular function: transmembrane transporter activity. Gene Ontology annotation, biological process: transmembrane transport. The transcript has 10 exons. The coding region runs from base 1 to 1704 and encodes 567 amino acids. NCBI's taxonomy places the organism in Eukaryota, Metazoa, Mollusca, Bivalvia, Pectinida, Pectinidae.